Equus quagga is the source of this 2089-nucleotide messenger RNA. RefSeq names its product tumor protein p63 regulated 1 like (gene TPRG1L). The record is from RefSeq and is a predicted model, not a curated record. The transcript is spliced from 5 exons. Lineage: Eukaryota; Metazoa; Chordata; Mammalia; Perissodactyla; Equidae. Bases 85 to 909 code for a protein of 274 amino acids. Gene Ontology annotation, cellular component: cytoplasm; synaptic vesicle.
GCGGGGCGGGGCCGGGCGGCGGCGAAGGCGACAGCGGCCGUGUCGGGUCCAAGUCCGGGGUCGGGGUCUGCGGCUGGCGCAGCGAUGCUGCAGCUACGGGACUCGGUGGACUCGGCGGGCACGAGCCCCACGGCGCUGCUGGCGGCCGGCGAGGAGGUCGGGGCGGGCGGCGACGGCGGUGCGGGCGCGGGGCGGCCGGGGGCGGGCACGCCGCUGCGACAGACGCUGUGGCCGCUCAGCGUCCACGACCCCACGCGCCGCGCCCGCGUCAAGGAGUACUUCGUGUUCCGGCCGGGCACCAUCGAGCAGGCGGUGGAGGAGAUCCGCAUGGUUGUCCGGCCCGUGGAGGACGGCGACAUCCAGGGGGUGUGGCUGCUGACCGAGGUUGAUCACUGGAACAACGAGAAGGAGCGGCUGGUGCUCAUCACCGACCAGGCGCUGCUCAUCUGCAAAUAUGACUUCAUCAGCCUGCAGUGCCAGCGGGUGGUCCGGAUAGCCCUAAAUGCCGUGGACACCAUCUCCUACGGAGAGUUCCAGUUCCCCCCGAAAUCGCUCAACAAGCGAGAAGGUUUUGGGAUUCGCAUUCAGUGGGACAAGCAGAGCCGCCCUUCCUUCAUAAACAGAUGGAACCCCUGGUCUAGCAAUGUGCCCUACACCACCUUCAUAGAGCACCCGAUGGCCGGUGUGGAUGAGAAGACGACCUCUCUGUGCCAAUUGGAAAGCUUCAAAGCUCUGUUAAUUCAAGCUGUCAAAAAAGCCCAGAAAGAGAGUCCCUUGCCGGGACAGGCCAACGGCGUGCUGGUCCUGGAGCGCCCCCUCCUCAUCGAGACCUACGUGGGCCUGAUGUCCUUCAUCAACAACGAGGCCAAGCUGGGCUACUCCAUGAGCAGAGGCAGAAUUGGCUUUUAGACACGCACCCGGGGAGCUCCUCCUGGAGAAGGCCAGGCAGCCGCGGGGCUCCAGGGUCCGACUGGGGCAGCUCUGCGGCCGCUGCAGGCUCGGCCGCUUACCUUUAGGGAUCUGAGUGCGAUUAGAAUAGUCAGGUGAAUUAUAUUCCUCAACAUCCAGCUGAUGUGAGCUACAGACAAAAGCAAAAUGCGUGUAGCUGUCACCGUGCUGGCUGGUGUCCCAUUGUCCAGGACUUCAGUUCUCGUGUUCUUCCUGGAGUGUCUCCAUGUGGCUUCUCGUGGUCCUUCCCACCCCAGCCUUGCAGCAUGUUAAUAAACGUCGUGAUUCCACCAGAACACACCUGUUAGCACUUCAGCUGUGUAGUUUCUUACAUCCGGGGAGGACCUCAUACCCCAGUGCCUGUAGUUGCAAAUAUGUUUACACUUGGUGUCAAAUUUUGUAUUUUGAAAUUUAAUCCUUUUUUUUUAAAGCUAAAUAGAAAAGAAGCCAGCAGACUGGUGAAGUAAGCAAGAGCCAGUCUGCCUCGUCAGCUCCGGAAUGAACAGUUGCUUUUGUGUUAAAUAUGUUUGACCUAAAGUCACACUUUUUCUAAAAUUAAUCUAUAUUAUGUUAAUACUUAUGGCAUCUUUCCCAGGCUGAAAAAGGUUUGCAGAAAAUCACUUUAGGACAGUUCAUUAAUUUGAGACAGUCACCUUGAUAGUUCUUUGCACACAGUUUUGACAACUAUAUGUAUUCUAAGUUUGUAUUGUCAUAUUCGUAUUUAAAAAGGGAACUGCGUGGUUUGCUUUUAAAGAAUGCACUUUAAAGGAAGCAUCUUAGAUUCUCAUGAAGCAGCUGACACCCGCCUUGGUUACCACAGCUCUCCGUAGAAACAGCUGUAUCAGAGCCUUGCCCUGGACGUGCCUGGGCCGCCACACGCCCGGCGCAUUUCCACGUGGGGGCCCACGGCCGCGCCCCUGCACCCAGCCACAGCUACCUGGUUUGACUGGAAGCAUCUGUUGAUCAACCCGAGAUGCUGGCUCGUGGGUUUCUUCCUCCUUUACAACUCUGGUGGGUGCAGCUCUAACUGGCAUGGACGUGGUCUGAGUGCAGCAGCCUGUCCCAGUCGAAGGGCUGCCUCAGCCCCGCCUGGGCCUUGAGCCUCUGCUUUUUGUCUUGUAGUAAAGACAUUAGAAUCGAA